AUGGAUCACUAUGUGACGCACUUUUCCUGGGGGCUCGGGGGGAACCCACCCGCGGCCGUGGCGCCUGGCUUCCCGGCGGUCCCGACACCGCCCCUCAACCCUGCCUCCCCGCCUCCCAGCUUGGCCCCACCCUCCUUUAUAAUCACGGACGCUCCCUGGGCGUCUGGGGUGUGGUUGCAGCAAAAAUACACCACCUACCGUGGCCGCAUCAACACCAGCCGUGAGAUCGCCGUCUCUCUCCAGGUGAACAUUAUUCCAAACAAGGUGGAAGUUGCCGUGGGAGAGUCCAAAUUCUUUGUCUGUGAAGUAAUUGGGGAUGCCAAACGCAAAGACAUUUCCUGGUUCGCCCCCAACGGCGAGAAGCUCGUCACAAACCAGCAGCGGCUCACAGUGGCGCAGAAUGGGGACUCUGAGUCCACCCUCACCAUCUACAACGUCGACAUUGACGAUGCUGGCAUCUACAAGUGCGUGGCCUCCAGUGAGGAGGGAGAGGCUGAGGCCACACUCAACGUGAAGAUCUUCCAGAAACUGACUUUCAGGAAUGCCCCCCUCCCUCAGGAGUUCAAAGAAGGAGAGGAUGCGGUCAUUGUGUGCGACGUGGUCUCCUCCCUGCCUCCCAGCGUCAUGUGGAAGCACCUGGGCCGAGACGUCGUCCUGAAAAAAGAUGUCCGGUUCGUUGUCCUAUCCAACAAUUACCUACAGAUCAGAGGGAUAAAGAAGACGGAUGAGGGCAUGUACCUCUGCGAAGGGAGGAUUCUGGCCCGUGGGGAGGUGGACUUCAGGGAGAUCCGGGUCAUUGUCAAUGUGCCUCCUACUGUUCACACCAGGCAGAGCACCGUGAACGCCACGGCCAACCUUGGCCAGUCGGUCACCUUGGUGUGUGAAGCUGAUGGCUUCCCAGAGCCAAUCAUCAGCUGGACCAAAGACGGGGAGUCCAUAGAACGAGGGGAGGACGAUGAGAAAUACGGGUUUAGUUAUGAUGGCUCGGAGCUGACAAUCCGCAGGGUGGAGAAAAACGAUGAGGCGGAGUACAUCUGCAUCGCCGAAAACAAAGCCGGAGAACACGAUGCCACCAUCCAUCUCAAAGUCUUUGCGAAACCCAAGAUCACCUAUGUGGAGAACAAAACUGCUAUGGAGCUGGAAGAUCAGAUCACCUUGACCUGCGAGGCCUCCGGGGACCCCAUCCCUUCCAUCACUUGGAGGACCUCCACCCGGAACAUCAGCGAUGAAGAGAAGGCUUCGUGGACUCGUCCCGAGAAACAAGAGACCCAGGAUGGGCGCAUCGUGGUACGCAGCCAUGCACGGGUGUCUUCUUUGACACUAAAGGACAUUCAGUACACGGAUGCCGGGGAGUACGUCUGCAUAGCAAGCAACACCAUCGGGCAGGAUUCCCAAGCCAUGUACCUGGAAGUUCAGUAUGCUCCGAAGUUGCAAGGCCCUGUUGCGGUUUACACCUGGGAAGGCAACCAGGUGAACAUCACCUGCGAGGUGUUUGCGUACCCCAGUGCCGUCAUCUCGUGGUUCCGGGAUGGGCAGCUGCUCCCCAGUUCCAACUACAGCAACAUCAGGAUCUAUAAUACGCCGACUGCCAGUUACCUGGAGGUGACCCCGGAUUCAGAGAAUGAUUUUGGGAACUACAACUGCACAGCGGUCAACCGGAUCGGCCAGGAGUCCUCAGAAUUCAUUCUUGUUCAAGCAGAUACGCCAUCCGCGCCUUCCAUCGACAGAGUGGAGCCCUACUCCAGCACAGCUCAGGUUGAGUUUGAUGAACCAGAGGCCACGGGUGGGGUGCCCAUUCUCCGGUACCGGGCGGAGUGGAGAGCCCUGGGGGAAGAAGACUGGCACGGCAAGAUGUACGACGCCAAGGAAGCCAACAUGGAAGGCGUGAUCACUGUCUUGGGCCUGAAGCCGGAGACCACCUACGCCAUCCGACUGUCUGCUGUUAACGGCAAAGGCAUGGGUGAGAUCAGCGCCGUCUCAGAAUUCAAGACACAACCAGUUCGCACUCCGCCACCACCAACCCAGCAUCCUACUGAAUCCGAAAGCACAGAGGCAUCCCAAGGGGAACCCAGUGCGCCCAAGUUGGAAGGGCAGAUGGGAGAAGACGGGAACUCCAUCAAAGUGAACCUUAUCAAGCAAGAUGACGGAGGAUCCCCCAUCCGGCAUUAUCUCAUCAAAUACAGAGUCAAGCACUCCUCGGACUGGAAGCCUGAGAUCAGACUCCCCUCUCGCAGCGACCACGUCAUGCUGAAGUCUCUCGACUGGAACUCGGAAUACGAGGUCGUUGUGAUUGCAGAGAACCAGCAAGGGAAGUCGAAGCCCGCCCAUUACGCCUUCAGGACUUCCGCUCAGCCAACCAUCAUGCCAGCCAGCACAAGCCCCACGUCAGGACUGGGCACUGCGGCCAUCGUGGGCAUCCUCAUUGUUAUCUUCGUCGUCUUGUUGGUGGCUGUGGACAUCACUUGCUACUUCCUAAACAAAUGCGGCCUUUUGAUGUGCAUCGCCGUCAACCUGUGCGGCAAGUCUGGACCCGGAGCCAAGGGCAAGGACAUGGAAGAGGGCAAGGCAGCUUUCUCGAAGGAUGAAUCCAAAGAGCCCAUUGUGGAGGUGCGGACGGAGGAGGAACGGACCCCGAACCACGACGGAGGGAAACACACAGAGCCCAACGAAACCACACCACUAACAGAGCCCGAGCACCCCACCGACACUGCGGCCACCGCCGAGGAUAUGUUGCCGUCGGUCACCACCGUCACCACUAACUCUGACACGAUCACUGAAACUUUCGCCACGGCUCAGAACAGCCCCACCAGCGAGACCACCACCCUCACCUCGAGCAUCACCCUGCCAGCCACGCCCAUGCCCGAUUCCAAUUCUGUGGCACCCAAUCAGGGCACACCUAAAGCCACGGCAGCCUCUUCGCCGCCGCCCACCUCCACUCCCAAAGUCGCUCCCCUCGUUGACCUCAGCGACACCCCGGCUUCCGCUCCAGCCACUGGCAACUUGUCAUCAAGCGUCCUGACCAGCCAAGGGACGGUGCUGAGCCCCAGCACCACGGCUCCAGCCCCGGAGGCGUCCAAGGCUCCCCCAGCGGCUAGCAAGUCCCCCGCCCCUCCGCCCCCCAACCCUGCGAGCCUUCCGGCCCCGUCAGAGCCAAAGAAGGAGGCCUCCAGCAUCAAAAGCCCGGGAAAGGAGGCCGCCCCUCCCAAUGCGGUGAAGAGUCCUACAGAGGCUGCCAAGGGCGCGGCCCACCAGAAGAACGAGCCGGCCACGGGGGGUGCCACGAAUCCCACGCAGAACGAGGACUUUAAAAUGGACGAGGGCACCUUCAAGACCCCAGACAUUGAUCUGGCCAAGGAUGUUUUUGCUGCUCUGGGCACGGCGGCUUCCUCCCCUGGGGCUGGAGGCCAGGGGGCGUCCCCCGCACCGGAAAGUUCUGCGUCACCAGCACCUGCAAAGACAGAGAAAACCCCCGUAGAAGAAAAGCCCGCAGUUCAAGCCACAGAAGCCAAGACAGCCCCUGCAGAAGUGAAGACGGUGCCCAACGAAGCCACGCAAACAAAUGAGAACGAAAGCAGAGCAUGAUGGGCAAGCCAGCCAAAACAAAACACAAUAAAACAAAAUUGAAAGAACGACUUCACCUGAGCAUUUACAACACGACACGCAU
Molecule: messenger RNA, 3664 nt
Organism: Gekko japonicus
Lineage: Eukaryota; Metazoa; Chordata; Lepidosauria; Squamata; Gekkonidae
Gene: NCAM1
Product: neural cell adhesion molecule 1
Exons: 25
Coding region: 1-3582 (1193 amino acids)
Biological process (GO): cell adhesion
Cellular component (GO): membrane
Molecular function (GO): protein binding
Source: RefSeq, a predicted model, not a curated record